AUGGCCACCAGUCCGAGCUACAACCAGGACACCGCGGCUCUCUUUCCAUCCACGCAGGGCGAGGUAUCGCGCAGCACAGAGGGUCCCUCGGCCUCAGAAUGGGAGGCCAGGAAGGAGGAUAUCCGCCGGCUCUACGAAAAGAAGCCCUUGAAGGAUGUCAAGGCCCAUCUGGAGAAGCACUAUGGCUUCAGAGCAACAGAACGUAUGUUUAAAUCUCGCCUACACCAGUGGAAGUUCACCAAGAACUCUUCCGACAAGGAGUACCAAAUAUGCGCCGUCCUCCACAAGACUCGUAAAGACAAAGGCAAGUUCGACAGUGCCUUUGUGAUAAACGGUAACCCGCGCUCUCUCCGCGACCUCCGCAAGUACAUCAAGGGAAGGAAGAUGACCGAGGAUGAAUUUCUCGAUGCCGCUCUGGAGAGCGUCAAUAUCUCCAAGCUCGACGACAAAGUGCGAGCGGUAACCCCGGAGCCGGAGCCCGAGUCUGAGGAAGUCGGCGAGCCCCAGGAUUCCGACGAUUCUGACGCCCCCACCCAACCCUCCCGGUACGCCAAGCUCACCCCAUCCUCGUCAAACGCCUCCUCCUCUCCCCACCAAUCCUCGGCGUUACAUAGAGAUGCCCUUGCCGCCUCCCGCCAGAUCGCCACGUCCGGUGCCUCCUCGUCAUUCAAUCAUGGCAAGCGCCGAUCUUCACAGACCUCGCACCGUCACUACUCUUCUGCCUCGUCAGUAUCUAAUCUUGCCGGCCAUGGAAUUGCUCAGAUACCGUCUGCGCCAGCCUUCACGCCUGAUACAUACUCAACUUCGCCGACAAGUGUGACGCGCCAUCAGACAGGACGACUAUCACAGCGCUCCUCGCCACGAAGGAGCUUCGAUCGGAGCGACAUCGAUAGCUUGGCGUACUCGACCCUCUACUCUGCUUCCCUGCCCCAAACAUACGGCACCGACAACCUCGAUGCUUGGGCUGCAAUGAUGAAUGUCGACGGCUCCGACACUUCGUCGCUUUCCGACUAUGAUGUCGUUUGCCCAAAAUGCCACCGGCUCACCUCCGACCAUUUCACUAGCUUGUGCAACCUUGGCACGCCAGAUUCUGGCGUCUACUCUCCUUCGUCACAAUCCAACGCAGACAUGACUCGUGACAUCUUCAACCCGUCGCCCGAUCUGCCAGCAGCAGCCAACCAUUUCGCCAUUCCAGCACCAACCAAGCAACAUGACCAUUCGUGGAAAUGGGUCUCACACUGCUUUUCGGCUUGUAUAUACUACUCUCGCAGCCGAUACACGACGACCUCGGACAACAAUCUCACGCAACACACCCCUGUAGCUACCAGUGCUCCCAACGACUUCGCCUUCGCGCGGUGGGAUCUGGAGCGCGCAAGCCAUGAGUUCCACGCGAUGCUCUCCAAGGGCGACCCCAAUGUCCUCAUUGCGCUCAACCAGACGGUUAUGGUCCUGAGCAUGCACAAUUGGGGAAACAUUACGCCGACGAUCUUGUCGUCCGCAACCAAAGGCACUGAGCAGGCUCUCGGGAGCUCCCACCCCAUCAAUAUCUUGAUCCGAUUCAUCAUCCGCAUGUCGAGUGGGAACACAAUGUAUGCCAACGAUCAAAUCACGAGCCCAACUCUGAAAGGUGUCUGGCAGGCAUUUGUGCAUGGUUGGACGAGUGAAGACGGCCAGCGAAUCAUCCACGCCGAAGGCGAAGCGGGUCGGCGAGCCAUUCCCGCCAUGUAUUGCUUUGCUUCUCUCCUGUGCGCAGAAGCUGUCAACGAACACAACCCUGCAAAACGAGCUGUCAUGCUAGCAGAGUGUGAGUACACUCUCAAAAAUUGCUACCAGUUGGCUUGUGCGACAUUUCAGAAGAAGCACCUCCAGACAGUCCAGGUCAUGGUCAAGCUACAGCUAUGUCUCGAGAGGCAGGAGCGGAUCCCCGAAGCCAUCGAAUGGACGGAGCGCGCCGUCCGAGAUGGCGAAGAGACUCUAGGCAAAUGGCACCCUCGUCAACUAGAAACCAAGCGUAUCCUGGCAGAGUUGUACAGAAGAGAUGCUCGGCAUGGUCAGGCAGUGGAAGACAUCUACUGGGAUGUUCUUGAAGGGAGGAUACGCAUGCUAGGCAAAAAGCAUGAGUCAACGAUGGCGAUCAAGCAGACCCUGGAACAGUUUCUGAAGGACAGAGGCCGCUGGGAGACUGACGGAGGCAGCAGCAAGACUUCGAGCGCAGCAAAAGACAGGAUGAAUGACUUGUGGGAGUGGACCCAUCUUGACCGGGAAGAUGGCGGGGACGGGGCUCCCGGUGACCAUGUGCAGGAGGGCUACUGA
Molecule: messenger RNA, 2313 nt
Organism: Cyphellophora europaea CBS 101466
Lineage: Eukaryota; Fungi; Ascomycota; Eurotiomycetes; Chaetothyriales; Cyphellophoraceae
Exons: 2
Coding region: 1-2313 (770 amino acids)
Molecular function (GO): protein binding
Source: RefSeq, a predicted model, not a curated record